Entamoeba invadens IP1 is the source of this 327-nucleotide messenger RNA. RefSeq names its product TBC/Rab gtpase activating domain containing protein. The transcript has 2 exons. NCBI's taxonomy places the organism in Eukaryota, Evosea, Mastigamoebida, Endamoebidae. The record is from RefSeq and is a predicted model, not a curated record. The annotation marks the transcript as partial.
UUUGUCUUUGCAUACAAAUGGAUUGUCCUUUUGUUUAGACGUUUCAUAGAUGACAAGUACAUCUUUAGAAUCUGGGAUGCGGUGUUUGCGUUUCCAAGCUCGAAGUUUUAUUAUUUCAUAGUUGUUGCGAUCAUUAAGGAAUACGCGGAUGAUAUAAUAGACAAUCAAAUGGACUUUGAUGAUUUGUUUAUGCUGUUUCAGAGUCUUGGCAAUCAAAUUGGGGAUGAAAUAGUGUUUGAUGCGGACUUGUUGAUGCAAGAAUUCAUGCACAUCUCGCAACCAAAUGAAUUGUCUGAAUUCUUAAAAGAUGAUCCGAUACCUAAAUAA